Molecule: messenger RNA, 2092 nt
Organism: Ctenocephalides felis (cat flea)
Lineage: Eukaryota; Metazoa; Arthropoda; Insecta; Siphonaptera; Pulicidae
Product: phenoloxidase 2-like
Exons: 8
Coding region: 1-2058 (685 amino acids)
Molecular function (GO): oxidoreductase activity
Source: RefSeq, a predicted model, not a curated record
AUGUCGGACCAUAAGAAGAAUUUGGCUCUCCUGUUCGAUAGGCCCACUGAACCAGUGUUCAUGGCCAAGGGUGCUGAUAAAACAGUAUUCGAGAUUCCUGAUAAUUAUUUCGCUGACAAAUACAAGGAUAUUGGAGCUGCUCUUCAAAAUCGUUUUGGAGAAGAAGCCGGAAAUCGUGUACCAGUUAGGAACAUUUCUGUUCCUGAUCUCAGCGUUCCUAUGCAGUUGGGUCGUCGUGAAAACUUCUCAUUAUUUAUACCCAAGCACAGAAUGAUUGCUGGACGUUUGAUUGAUAUUUUCAUGGGUUUACGUAAUUUGGAAGAUUUGCAGUCCGUUGCUGUUUAUGCUAGAGAUCGCUUGAAUCCUUAUCUAUUCAAUUAUGCACUAUCAGUGGCUCUUUUACACAGAGAAGAUACUAAAGAUGUGCCAAUUCCAAACUUUGCUGAAUCGUUCCCGGAUAAAUUCAUGGAUAGCGCUGUGUUUCAGAGGGCUAGGGAGGAAGCGACUAUUGUACCAGAAGGCUCAAGGGUUCCGAUUGUGAUCCCUAAAGAUUACACAGCUUCCGAUUUAGAAGAAGAACAUCGCGUUGCCUAUUUCCGAGAAGACAUUGGUCUAAAUUUGCACCAUUGGCAUUGGCAUCUUGUUUAUCCAUUCGAAGCCAGCAACCGUGCUUUAGUAGCUAAAGACAGGCGUGGUGAAUUGUUCUACUACAUGCAUCAACAAAUAAUAGCUCGUUAUAAUGCUGAACGUCUUAGCAAUCAUUUGCCUCGUGUCAAACGUUUAGAAAAUCUUAGAGAACCUAUUCCUGAAGGUUAUUUCCCAAAAAUGGACUCCAUGGUAGCCAGCAGGGCGUGGCCCCCAAGAUUUGUUAACACUACCAUCAAAGAUUUACGUAGGGAGGUAGAUCAGAUUAAAUUGGAUGUUAGUGAUUUGGAAAGAUGGAGGGAUAGAUUUUAUGAAGCUAUUCAUCAAGGUUUUGUUAUUGAUAGACAAGGAAACCGCAUAGUUCUUGAUGAAGCUACUGGUAUAGAUACUCUUGGAAACAUGAUGGAAUCAUCUAUAUUAUCACCGAAUCGAGGUUUAUAUGGAGAUAUGCACAACAUGGGCCACGUUCUCAUCUCUUAUUCGCACGAUCCUGACCAUAGACAUUUGGAAACUUAUGGUGUAAUGGGAGAUUCUGCAACUGCCAUGAGAGAUCCAGUUUUCUAUCGUUGGCACGCAUUUGUUGAUGAUGUGUUCCAAGAGCAUAAAGGAACUUUACCACGUUAUACCGCACCCCAAUUGGGCUAUCAAGGAGUUUCUAUUGAAUCAGUCGAUGUCAUUGUGCAAAACUCUCAACCAAAUCGCUUCCAGACGUUCUGGCAACAAUCUGACGUAGAUUUGUCUCGCGGAAUGGACUUUACCCCACGUGGUAAUGUCUUUGCAAGAUUCACGCAUUUGCAACAUCAACCAUUCACCUAUCGCAUCCAAGUAAACAAUUCAAAUAGCGCCCCAAGAAUGGGUACAGUUAGGAUCUUUAUGGCACCAAAACAGGACGAACGUGGUUUACCAAUCUUGCUACGUGAUCAAAGGACUCUCUUCAUUGAACUCGAUAAAUUUACUGUAUCUUUGAGACCUGGUAUGAACACAAUUCCUCGCCGAUCCGAUGAAUCUUCCGUAACCAUUCCAUUCGAAAGGACAUUCCGCAACCUGAAUGACCGUCCAGCUGCUGGUACAGAUGCUGAAGCUGCUUUCAACUUCUGUGGUUGUGGAUGGCCUCAUCAUUUACUCAUUCCUAAAGGCACACCUCAGGGCAUGGAAUAUGAAUUAUUCGUUAUGGUGUCAAAUUACAAUGAUGACAGAGUUGACCAAACUAUCACUGGUACAUGCAAUGAUUCUUCAAGUUACUGUGGAAUCAGAGACCGUUUAUAUCCAGACAAAAGAGCAAUGGGCUUCCCAUUCGACAGACCACCACCAAAUGGUGUCGAUACUUUGGCUAGCUUAGUCCAAAGUUUACCUAAUAUGGUUGUGAAAGAUGUGGUUGUCCAAUUUACUGAUCGUAGUGUCGUACGAGCAUAAAGGACACAGUUUCUUGAUGGUUUGGUAAAAUAUU